AAAGUCGUGAAAAAAAUGGACAAAUCAAAGAAACGUCGCAAACGAUUGUGUGUAACCAUCAAUGAGGUGCAGGUCUUAAGAGAGAUUCGACGCCUGAAGGAACGAGGCCAAAAACUUGGUUUAUCAGACGAUGAAAUAUACCACCUUUUUCGGCCCUCUUCAACAUUCUUGGUGUUUAAAAAACUCCUUCCAAAAGCUGGACUGGUUUAUUUUCACACCAAACUGUUCCAUCUGUAUCGUCAUCGCUUUAAGUUUAUCAUCGCGGUAACAUUAGUCGUCUUGGUAGUUGUGACGCUGGCUUUGGACUUACAAUCAAGUGCAAUUAAUUACAUCUACAACGAUAAAUGCUUAAUUAGCAAGAGCCUGUUGAGAGAGUGGACAGGGCCGUAUUUCUCAUGUGACCAGUGCCAGAAUUUGACCCACGUCUCGGCGUUGUCGCAGGUGUCCGGGGAUGAGGCCGUUCUGGGGUCAGGCUAUGGUGCUGUACCGUACGUUCAGGCCGUUCUGGGGUCAGGCUAUGGUGCUGUACCGGUACUGCUCAAGGGGGCGUGUCGCGACUGGGGGGCUGUCAAUACGUUCAGUUUUCAAUUUUUCAAAGAGCUGUACACAUCGAAUCCUGAGAUUCUAGCGGAACAAAGUAACUGCCAGUUCUUUUAUUAUGGCACUGACUUUCGCAGUCUGGAGGAUGUGUUCGCUAUGUCGGAGGACAGGGCAGCAGGGAGAGAGGGGGAGGAGAGGUGGUAUGUGGGAUGGAGCAACUGUGACGUCACACUGGCUAACACACUACGCUCCCAUCUGGGCAGCAUGCAGUUCCUACCCAAGGGCGCAGAGAACGAGUACUUGUUGUGGAUCUUCAUGGGCUCGCCCGGUCAGGGGGCAGCAUUACACAUCGACUAUGUAGGACGGCCAUCUUGGCAAGCCCAGCUGUCGGGGACCAAGAACUGGACUCUCAUACCCAGCCCCGGGUGUAGCCAUGCGUGUCGUCCACUCACCGUCAUAGUCGAACCUGGUGACAUCUUUAUUCUCGACACCAACUUGUGGUACCACUCGACCUUUAUACAGCCUGGUGACAUCAGCAUCACCAUUGGAUCCGAGUUUGAUUAA
Molecule: messenger RNA, 1104 nt
Organism: Physella acuta
Lineage: Eukaryota; Metazoa; Mollusca; Gastropoda; Physidae
Molecular function (GO): 2-oxoglutarate-dependent dioxygenase activity
Source: RefSeq, a predicted model, not a curated record